Xyrichtys novacula (pearly razorfish) is the source of this 2325-nucleotide messenger RNA. Lineage: Eukaryota; Metazoa; Chordata; Actinopteri; Labriformes; Labridae. The record is from the annotation of a GenBank genome assembly.
GGGGGAAAGGAGCAGGGUGAGGAGGCAGACGCACUCAAACUGCAGGCGCAACCAGAGAAACGGUAAGUUGAGCUUUCACUGCAGCAGAGAAAGUCUUACAUCUAUCUCAGGACAUCCAGUGAGUUGGUCAGAAAAACGUGUUUUCCAUGAUGUUUUUGAAACAUGCCUCAUGUUUUUGUCAGAUUGUGGACAUCAUGAAGCCCCAGGUUGCUCUUCUGUUGGUCUGUAUAUUCAGGACAAGUUUUGCUCUUCCAGUAAGUUUAAUCUCUCUCAUACUUUCUCUAAUCAGUUGAAAUCAGCGGAGUCUAAAUUAGCACAGAGUCAUAUUUUAAUGUCUUUUUAUCAGGUGCAGAUUAGAUAUGUUGGAAGCAGCAGUAAUGAGGUAUGUGUGAUAUUAAACUUUUAUUUUUGUUGUUGUAAAAGACUGAAUCUCUCAUUUAGGAACAAGCAUAGCCUACUGACUUUUAUGCAACUUUUUGAAUGUUCAGAUCCUGAGACUGAAUGGAUUAACUCUUGCUGCAGCUCUUGGACAAGCACAGGUAGAACAUAUUUGGCAGAGAUAACACAAACAGACAUCUUACAAACACGUAACCUGUGUACUUAACCAACCUGUCUUCUCCAGGCCUCUUCUCUGUUACCCCAGUUUGUGCUGCAGCAGCAGCCCGAAGUGCUGCUCACCCCGCAGUUAGUGAACCUGAACCCUCAGAUGGCUGGUCCCUUUCCUCCUCAAGGGCCCCAGCUGUUCCUCCCCGCCCAGGGCAACCAGCUUACACCCGUGAUUAUCCCUAAUGGCCAGCAAGAGCAAGUCGGGACCCCACAGGACCCCAACUCUCCUAUUGUCCCCCAGCAGGCCCAAAACCCUGUCCAGGUGAAGAAAAAAUAAUAGCUUUACUUUAUAUUUGACAUCAGCUGCUGCCUAGGGGGACUAAACCUUAUUCCAUAUUUCCUUCAGAUGUUUCCAUCUUUCCAGUACCCACCUUAUGGUUUCCCCCAGUUUCCCAGACAGCAGGUAUGAUGCAAAACAAGCUCAAAUCCCACUGUCAUUACUUUGAUGCUCAGCGCUGAUUUAAUUGAACUCUAACUGAACUUUAUCAUCCACAGGGCUUCCCUUACUUUAUGCCUCCUUACGGCUAUCCCCAGCAGAGGAACCCUGCGGUGCUGCAGCCCAACAAUGCUCAGCAAACUCUGGACAAAACCACACACAGACCACAGCUCCCUCUGCAGGUGAGACGUGCAAGAAAGCACAGCAGACAGAAAAAAUAUGAUUCAGGGUUUUUUUUAGUUAUGGAAAUGAAUUUGAAGAGAAAUGUUGGUUUUUAUUUUCUGUUGUUAUUAGAAACAGAGACAGCGGCAGUAAGAAAAGAAGUGACAGCUCUUUACCACUUUAAAAUAAGUACACAAUGCAGCAGACUGUAAUGACUGGAGAUACAACUUAAUGAUAACAUACUGGUAUGAAUUAAGUCAUCUGUGGUAUCUGUAAUGUGGCGUCUACUGUCUGCUAUACUGACUACUUAGUCUGGAUUAGAAGGAGACUGCUGAAAUACUGCCAGACCUAUGUAAUUGUGCAAUGAGUUUUUUUUUAAAGCAGCUAAAAUAUUGACAAUUUUUAUGAAAACUCACAUCUUUAGGGGCUGUUUGACAGUUUGAAAAUGAAGUGAUCCAAUAGUAGAUCUGUAUAUAUAGGUUUAAUAUGUUUUUCCCUUUAAAAAUGGAGUCUAAUUGAAUAUCAUUUUCCCCCCUUUCAGCAAGCUUCACAGCCAAAGGUGCAAACAGAACAAGUAAGUACAUUAUAUGGUUUUGGCAAAACAAAGAGUCAAGAAUACUCCAACGAUGGUUAAGAUCUGUGUUUAUUAAAACUCCUCGCUCAUGUCAGACUUGGCCGAUGGGGACACAGAAAGAGUCUACUACAAUUCCUCCUGAUCCUCGUGGCGACACAUCUGGCCCUGGAGUUGAUGAGGUUUGAUUUUUAUGAACUUACUCAAGACUUUUAAAGCUUUUAUGCAUCCAUGAAGCACUCAUUUGUUAGAUGUGCAAGAUCUGAUUUUUUAAAGAAAAUUUCUUAAUUUGAUUUUUCUUCUGUUUUCUCCAGGGCAACUCAAACUUCCCUUUCCUGUUUGAGCCUUAGAUGUCACCUUGAUGAACAACAAUUUUCCAUUUUCGGCCACACGAGUUCAUUUUUUCUACAAAAUGUUCAACACUGUGCCAUUUUUCCAAAUCCACUUCAUUUAUACUCAUUUGCUUUGAUGAUGUUUUGAAAUGGUCUGACUUGUUACAGAAAACUCCUUCCUGCUUUUACAUCAAGUCAAAUAAACAACUUUGACAAAA